Anguilla rostrata (American eel) is the source of this 895-nucleotide messenger RNA. It is a transcript of the gene prrg3, whose product is annotated as transmembrane gamma-carboxyglutamic acid protein 3. Lineage: Eukaryota; Metazoa; Chordata; Actinopteri; Anguilliformes; Anguillidae. The coding region runs from base 123 to 842 and encodes 239 amino acids. The transcript has 4 exons. Gene Ontology annotation, cellular component: extracellular region. The record is from RefSeq and is a predicted model, not a curated record. Gene Ontology annotation, molecular function: calcium ion binding.
CUGUCACAAUUUAUGAGUGACUCGUGUGGGUGCUCUCUUGUUGGACACAGGGAUGGAAUGGAAGGGUUUUAGCAAUAGCGUGGAAGGUCCGUGUGUGGCGAUCCUGGCUGCGCAGUGGCAGCAUGGCGCAGGCAUUCCUAAAUCAGAAGGAUGCUCACUCUCUCCUCAAACGGUUUCCAAGAGCCAACGGAUUCCUGGAGGAGCUGAGGCAGGACAACAUUGAGCGGGAGUGCCAUGAGGAAAGCUGCAGCUUUGAAGAGGCCAAGGAGGUGUUCGAGAACAAGGAGAAAACGAUGGAGUUCUGGAAGCUGUACACGGUGAGCGGGCACACAGAGUCACGCUCGGAGCGCACGGACACCGUCUACAUGGUGGUGCCCCUGCUGGGCGUCGCCCUCCUCAUCAUCAUCGCGCUCUUCCUCAUCUGGAGGUGCCAGCUGCAGAAGGCCACCCGGCGGCGGCCUGCGUACAGUCAGAACCGCUACCUGGCCAGCCGCAGCUCCCGCAGCCUCCCCCGAAUCCUGGUGCACCGGGACAGCCCCUCCCACUGCGAAACCCCGCACGCCGAGCCCGCCCUGCGGCCGGGGGGGGCCGGGGGGCCGGCCGGCGGGGGAGGAGGAGGACCGUCGGCGUCCGCCCUGCCAGACCCCCACCCCCACCCCCCAAACAGCCGCGCCCUCUACGUGCAGGACUCCUCCAUCUCGGUGGCAUCCCGCCUGUCAGGGGCCACCCCGCCCCCCUCCUACGAGGAGGUGACGGGACACCUGGAGAGCAGCAGCGACGAGACCUCGGCACCCUACAGCGACCCCCCGCCCAAGUACGAGGAGAUCGUCAAGCAAAAGUGAGGGGGGCUGGCGGUGCCCCCCCCCCCCCCACGCUCGGACGAGGGAGGGGGGGC